Molecule: messenger RNA, 1237 nt
Organism: Pezoporus flaviventris
Lineage: Eukaryota; Metazoa; Chordata; Aves; Psittaciformes; Psittacidae
Product: homeobox protein VENTX-like
Exons: 3
Coding region: 327-1067 (246 amino acids)
Biological process (GO): regulation of transcription by RNA polymerase II
Molecular function (GO): DNA-binding transcription factor activity, RNA polymerase II-specific; RNA polymerase II cis-regulatory region sequence-specific DNA binding
Source: RefSeq, a predicted model, not a curated record
GGGUGCAUUCCCCAGCGCCGUUUGAGGCUGCUCAGCUCCAUAAAUGCCAUUUGCAUCUGGACAGGAUGUAACAAGAGCUGUAAAUCACUAACGGCGGAGGAACAACUCAACUCCAGGAGCAGACACGGCGGAGCCGGGCCUCCGCGAGCUAUGGCAAUGUGUGAAAGGCAUCUUUUGUUGGGGGGGGGAGAACUGAUAGCAAUUAGGUGAUACUUAUCUUGCCCUUUGAUGUGUUUUUACACAAACAACGUUUUCCUCCGCGACUUGCGGUAUAAAAGAGGAGCUGUGCUUCUUGACACCCUCCUACAUCUCCGAAACAAGGCAGGAUGACCAAGGCCCCUUUCUCUGUGGAGUGGUUGUCCCAGAGCAGCCAGGCACCCAAGAGCACCACCGCGGGCUCCCCUCACCGACCAUCCUCCGCCGGCCACCGGCCCGCUUCCGCGUCCAGCCCCGGCUUGAGUGACGGGAGCAAGGAGCAGCCCGCCGGGCCGCGGCACGGGAGAGGCGGCAGUAGCCGGGAGCGUUUGGCGACGCCCUUUGCUGCAGGCGAGCGGCCGUGUGGAGCAGAGCAGUCCCCGCCGGAGGGAAGUCCAGAGCGCUCGGGCUCCGAGGAGGGCGGUGGCAAGGUCGGCCGGCGGCUGCGCACUGCCUUCAGCGCCGAGCAGGUCAGCACCCUGGAGAGCUCCUUCCAGAGGCAGCAGUACCUGGGGGCGGCCGAGCGCCGCAAGCUGGCCCGCAGGAUGCGGCUCUCGGAGGUGCAGAUCAAGACCUGGUUUCAGAACCGCCGGAUGAAACUCAAGCGGCAGUUGCAGGAGCUGAGGACGGAGUCUUUCUGCAGCCCCCCUUAUGGACCUCAGAGCAGCAUCGUACCCUUGCCUCUCACGUACAUGGCCCAGCCACUUCCUCUGUUCCGGCAAGGGGCUGCCUCCGGAGGCUUCACCUUGGCGGCGCUCCCGGCACCCAGCCCGGAACUCAGCAGUGCCUGCAGAGCACAGCCUGUGGGCUUUUGGGCGGCACCCUGCUUUGUUGGGUACGGGGACCCCACAGCUUUCUUGCUGGGUGUCUGACCCUUUGAUACGGACGAUGACUAAGGAGGAUUUGCACUACGGAUACCUAUCUGUAACUGCCUGGUGGAGUUAUGAUGCAACGAUGUGCAAGAUAUUUUACAGAGACAUACUGGACAAUCUGAAUCGUGGACUUCAGGCCCCAGCAUUUAUAGGCAACUGUGUAAAAUGGA